AUGAAGCUACACAUCCUCUUACUGGUUGCUACUUCGGUGGUGGCGCUUCCCAGACAGAAACGUGAAGAUGCCGCUUCAACAGCUGCCACGGAAUCUACCACGUCGGCUACUAAAACAACCUUAGCUCCUACCCAAGCGAGCACUCCAACAACUACAUCUUCAACAACAUCGACAACUACACCUGCAACAACUGCAACAACCACACCCACAACAACUUCUGCAACCGCUCCACAAAUAACAACGCCGCCCAACUGGCCUCAGCCAUUUCCGUUUCCUCCUCCAUUCCCCUUCCCGCCACCACCAAUGCCUAGACCUGGUUGUCCGGUUUGCUUCCCACCUAUGGGACCAUGGGGCGGACCUGGGGGAUCAUGGGUUAGACCGAGAGGACCGUGGGGUGGAUCAAGAGGACCAUGGGGUGGACGAAGAGGACCGUGGGGUGGACCAAGAGGACCAUGGGGUGGGCCUAUGGGACAGUGGGGAAGACGAAGGUGGUAG
This is a messenger RNA of Haemonchus placei, 495 nucleotides long. Lineage: Eukaryota; Metazoa; Nematoda; Chromadorea; Rhabditida; Trichostrongylidae. The record is from the annotation of a GenBank genome assembly.